AGGCGGCGUUGCGUCAAGCCCCGCCCUAGUCGCGGGCACGGCGAUUGCCGCUGGCAGACGCGCGAAGCCAGCGGGCAGCAGGCCUGUGGCGGCGCGGCUUCUGCACCCAUUUCCACCCGCGCCCGCCGCCCGCCGCAGAACCACGAUGUUCCGGAUGUUGAGCAGCAGCUUUGAGGACGACCCCUUCUUCGCAGAUUCUUUUCUUGCACACCGAGAAAGUAUGCGCAACAUGAUGAGAAGUUUCUCUGAACCUCUUGGAAGAGACUUGCUCAGUAUCUCUGAUGGUAGAAGAACAACCCAUAAUCGUAGAGACCAUGAUGAUGGUGAGGAUUCCUUAACUACAACAAGUUUUUCUCUUGUGCCUUUUGGAAGGUUUGGUGGAAUGCAUACAGAUGUCAACCCUUUUCAGACAAUGGAUCGGAUGAUGGUAAAUAUGCGAAAUGGUAUACAGGAGUUACAGAGAAACUUUGGCCAACUUUCAAUGGAUCCAAAUGGGCAUUCAUUUUGUUCUUCCUCUGUUAUGACCUAUUCCAAAGUAGGAGAUGAACCACCAAAGGUUUUCCAGGCCUCAACUCAAACCCGUAGGGCUCCAGGAGGAGUAAAAGAAACCAGAAAAGCAAUGAGAGAUUCUGACAGUGGACUAGAAAGAAUGGCUGUUGGUCAUCAUAUCCAUGACAGAGGUCAUGUCAUUAGGAAGUCAAAGAACAACAAGACUGGGGAUGAAGAGGUCAACCAAGAGUUCAUCAAUAUGAAUGAAAGCGAUGCUUAUGCUUUUGAUGAUGAGUGGCAAAAUGAAGUUCUGAAGUACAAGCCUAUUGGACGAUCAGGAAACACUGGAAUGCGAAGCGUGGGUCAUGAGCAUUCAGGGUCACGGGAACUCAAAAGGAGAGAGAAAAUUCAUCGAAGUCCAGCCAUUGAGAGUGGGAGAAGAUCAAACAUUUUUGUGGACAAACUCAAUGUCAAAGGAUCACCUGUGAAAAUCACCAAAAAAUAAAUAGCCGUGCAUUUAAUUUGUUUAGUUGGUUAUUUUAACAAAGUCAUGGCAUGGUGCUAAAAAAUACACAAAAGACCAAUCUCCUGUUGUUAAACCAAUGCUGUACUUUGGAACUCUCUUCUGAAUCUUAAUGUUCUUGUAAGUUUUAGCUUUACAUUGUUCAUACUUUAGGAAUAAAAUUUUGAUGUUGAA
Messenger RNA from Mastomys coucha (southern multimammate mouse), 1186 nucleotides. It is a transcript of the gene Mlf1, whose product is annotated as myeloid leukemia factor 1. Gene Ontology annotation, cellular component: cytoplasm; nucleus. The record is from RefSeq and is a predicted model, not a curated record. Lineage: Eukaryota; Metazoa; Chordata; Mammalia; Rodentia; Muridae. Bases 146 to 994 code for a protein of 282 amino acids. Gene Ontology annotation, biological process: regulation of DNA-templated transcription. The transcript is spliced from 8 exons.